Messenger RNA from Artibeus jamaicensis (Jamaican fruit-eating bat), 294 nucleotides. RefSeq names its product parathyroid hormone 2 (gene PTH2). NCBI's taxonomy places the organism in Eukaryota, Metazoa, Chordata, Mammalia, Chiroptera, Phyllostomidae. Gene Ontology annotation, biological process: neuropeptide signaling pathway. The coding region runs from base 1 to 294 and encodes 97 amino acids. Gene Ontology annotation, cellular component: extracellular region. The transcript has 2 exons. The record is from RefSeq and is a predicted model, not a curated record.
AUGGAGACUCUCCAGGUGCCCAGGAGCUCCUGGGUGCGGCUGCUGCUGCUGCUGCUGCUUGUGCCCUGGGGCGUUGGCACCGCCUCGGGCGUUGCCCUGCCCCCCGAGGGGGUCUUCAGGGUCCGCUCCCCCAACCGGGUCUGGGAGGGUCCGGCCACCCGCGUGUGGCGGCGGAGCCUGGCGCUGGCGGACGACGUGGCCUUCCGGGAGCGCGCACGGAUGCUGGCCGCCCUGGAGCGCCGCCACUGGCUGAACUCGUACAUGCACAAGCUGCUGGUGCUGGACGCGCGCUGA